This is a messenger RNA of Acanthaster planci (crown-of-thorns starfish), 16232 nucleotides long. Its product is annotated as dedicator of cytokinesis protein 9-like. NCBI's taxonomy places the organism in Eukaryota, Metazoa, Echinodermata, Asteroidea, Valvatida, Acanthasteridae. The record is from RefSeq and is a predicted model, not a curated record. Gene Ontology annotation, biological process: small GTPase-mediated signal transduction; positive regulation of GTPase activity. Gene Ontology annotation, molecular function: guanyl-nucleotide exchange factor activity.
CCGAGGGGAACAUUUGAUUGCAGUGAGAAUGGAACAGCAAGAUGUGGAAUGAUUGAUCUCUGCUGAAAUGGUACUCAAACACUGUGACUCCAAAAAAAAAAAAAAGAAAAUGGAGACACUGAUCACCAUAUUUUACAAGUAAGUUGCUGUGGAUGGUCUGCUGUCGGGAGAGAAAUUACGUCUCCGACUUUGACAUUUUUAUUUGCCUUCCAAGCCCAGUCAGAACAGGCAUAAAUUUCCUGAGAUUAUUCCCACGCACCAUAAAUGUGGCGAUUGGCAUACGGCUCUUCUCUCAGACAUGCUCAGUCUUGGCCCACCUCACACCGAGGCUGCCCUUCAUCAGAGUUGCCAGGAGGGAUCACUCAGCAGCUCACUGUGGUGACAUGUAGUCCUUGGUUACAGACCAGCCACCCCCUGAUUGCACAUUGGCUGGAGCGGGUGUCGCAUUACAAACACUGUUACCAGCUUAGCCCUCCAUCCAAUCCCCUGCACAGUUUUAGGCCAGCACAGUUGGAAGGGCUCUGGCGCUGGAAACUGGCACAUGCAGGAUAGGAAUGUGUACAUGUCCAUGUGUGUAUUAAAUGUUGCAGACUGAUUGACUGACAAAGUAUUUCUCCAGUUUGGACUGAGGCAACCUACAUACAUAAUUGCACAUACAUGUACAUGUACACUGUAUGUACUUGUUACUUGUCCCUACACGGGCACUGACAGUGAUGGCAUAUGCUUGACACUAAUGAAUCAUGUAGAGGCACGAGACAGGGGAACAGCUUUCUGUUUGACAGUGACUUGCUUACUGGUUCACUGCACCAGCGGCUGACAUGGGCUGGAUUUGACAGUGUGUGUCACAUGCAGCUUUGACUCUGUGGGCGAUACAGGUGCGUGUCGUCGGUAGGCCACUGCUGGUAGGAAACAGGACCGCUAACAAGCCCCAGCUGACAGGAAUCAACACAACUACGGGAGGAUGUGCAGGACCACAUGAUAGCAGGAAGGAGAUACCACCUCGGCUUUUGUUUGUGUGCAUUUUUCAUGGAACAGCAGUGUGCGGAUUGAACUGGAGUGUACAUGAUUACAUGUACAUGGACAAGUGCCGUUUACGGGCCACGUAUGCAUGUACUGUACAUGUGUGCACAUCUGUAGGCAGGCCCAGGCGCGUUGAACAGGUGUAUACCUCCGUGUGCAGGUUACUGUUUCUGCCGUUGCAUUUGUGGCGUCGCAAACACGGUUGGACAAUCAUCAAAACUACCGUAGAACAAAAGAAAUAAAUCUAGAUGACCUUUGACAAAGCGUUUGAAGCAGGACGUGGCAAUUGACAGAGGAAAGUAAUGUGGCAGUGUCCUGAGUCAUCCUUAGUUCUGCCGCAGCAGUCUCAGAAAGGACAGUCUUUAUCAAGUUUAGUAAAACCGCGGAGUGAUAUGAGCUGAAUGGAAUGUCAACCCCAUGGACAUUUUGAAAACUUCAACUUCCAAGAGGACUGUAUUGUAACGGGAUCACACCCUUGGUUCAACCAUUGUUCAAGUAAACGUUGCACCUGGGUAUUGUACAUGUACAUGCACAUGUAAGUACUUUCAUGUUUGAACUUGGCCUUGACUGUGAAAGAGACUGGUCUACUGUGGCACAGUUUGUGUUUCUUACAGUAGUUGAUGUGAUAUCAUUCAUGGAAGGUGCCUGCUGUAGUCUUGCUUUCCAGCGGUCUGUGUAAUUUCAGGUUAAAUUUAAAAGAUGGGAGUGACCACACCCUGGAAUUGCACUCAGUUUCUGGUUACUCAUCUGGCAUUAGGCGAGUCCUUCCAAGUGAGUGCUUUGAUGACGAUACCUCAACUCUUGCCUCUGGAUCAUAAUUAGUGCACCAUACUGCUUUGUCUGGGGCUACGAGUACAGCUCAGAGGAGUGAGUAAUAUUUCAUUUUUGUUUUCACUUAAUGAGACAGCACCUUUCAUUAUUUUUCUUGCUGUUAAUGUGGACAAGCACGGAAGUAGUUUCACUGCACAAGCCACAAUGGCGUCAGUGAAUUUCAAAGCCACCAGACCAGCUCUCGGUCCCCGGAGUACAGCUCCCAAAACUGUCACAGUGGGAAAGAAUCCUGCAUUCACACACAUCACCAAGACAACUCUUAAUGAUAUGCACCAUCAGAAUUCCAGUGCUAGUGACACCAAAGUAUCAGUGGCAAAACAGAACUCUGGUGGCAGUGUCCACAAUGGCCUGCCUCCCAAGAGCAUGACGCCAGCCUCGGGAGUGACCGUGAAAAAACCAGUGGCCAGACAGCGAUCAGGAAGUGGUGCAAAGCUUGGCGAGGCAACAAAGCAGGGACCUGUCUCCAGUGCCUCCAAAACCACCAUCUCCAAGCAAGGGUCUGGGGACAAGAUGCCAAAUGGCAACUCUUCAAAGCGGGACUCCAUCUCGGGUUUGUCCAAACCGACUGCUGCAAAACGAGGAUCAGGUGACGGUGCAAAAAGCGGCAAUCCCGUCCCGACCAACCAUGGCCCUCCUGCUGGGGUCACGCCAACUGUGGCUAAGCAGGGAACAGGCAGCCGGAUGCACAAUGGCAGCUCCACUAGGCCAUUGUCUGCUACCAGUGCAGCAAGAGUUGCCAUCCCCAGAAAAGCCUCCAGUGAUGGGUCUCUCAAUCGCGACACCUGUAAACCGGGGUCCAACUCUUCCUCACCCAGGAAUUCUAUUUCGGGACGGCGUUCUGGUGACACCCCUUCUGUAUCCCAGCGGAAACCGAUUCCAUUGCCGCGUUCAGUCAAUGAUGAGCAAAAGAUGGGCUUGAAAAGUCAGACACCGUGUAAAACAUCUACACAUCAAACUGCAACUGCAGCAAAACCUAUUGCCACGACUCGUCAAACUCUGGCGACCGCAGCUAAAUCAUCUGUCUCGACAGAGUCAAUUGGCAGCGAGUCCAAAAAGAUCCCUCAGAGUUCUUCAUUGGCGGCCGAGGAGAGUGAUGUUCCUGUUGCGGAGCCGCUGCGUGGUGGCAUCAUGCGGAAGGCAGCCUCAGAGAAGCGGGAGCGGGACGUGACUGUGAAAUUCACCAAGAAGUCCAGCUCGGUGAAAACGUCCCCCAUCCACAAAGCCGAGGCCACGCUGCGGAUCAUGCUGGCCCAGUCAGCCAGCUCCUCCAGUGCCAGGCUGGCAUCUCGGGCCAGUCACCACACCUCGGCCUCCCAACUCCAUGGUGUCACCAGAACCACCUCCAAAGAGAAGAUUGAUCCCGGAUCACCGCAGAGCUCUUCGCCUAGAACACCAACAAAACCCAGAUCGCCCAUUACCUUGGCAUCUGAGGUGAGAAAGAUAAGCACUUCAUCUUCUCGGAGUCAGACCUCGAUCAGCGAGGAGGAGGCGGGACCACCUCCUACCCCUACAUCACCAACACCAGCUCCGUCACCAGUAAUUGACCUCUUUGCGGAGAAGCAGGAGUUGAUUGAGCCUGUGGACUACGAGGAACACAUCCUGAAGAACAGAAACAUUAUCAACAAUGACCCGCUGCGGUCUCUCAUCAGCUUCCCCUAUGAUGAUGUAUCAGCGUCAACAUUACCCAGGCAGUUACGAACCACAAAAUCCACAGUACCCGAAAGAGCUCUACAAGAAGCGUCGUCCCUUUUUGUCAAAGAGAGCAUCAACAGCUACAUGACCGAAUGGAAGGUCAUCAAUAACAAGUACAACAGCUAUGGGGGACAGUUCCAAGAUGUCCCCGGCUACCAGAAGGAACUCCCUCCCCAUAUGCUACGGGAGCAAGUCUAUGAAGUGGAUGAUGUUGAGGAGAACCAAGAAGCCACCAUGAACUCGCCCUCUGGCAACAUACACAUGCAGGGUUUCCUCUACAAGACGCCCUUUGGGCAGCAGGCGGGGCUGAUAAGGGCCUACAAGAGGAGGUAUUUCUACCUGCGUCAGCUCGCAGACAAGUCUUUCCUUAUUGAGUAUCACAAAGAUGAGAAGAGCCAUGCUGCCAAGGGUAACUUGCCCCUGGAUUCUCUUGUUGAUGUUAUUAAGACGACCAAGCAGCGCAAAUUCGGCAUGGAGCUCCUUAUGCAGGACCGAUCCGUCCAGAGCAUUGCCGCCGAGAACCAGCAGCAGAUGGACGAGUGGUACAGCGCCCUCAAGAAGGUCCUGGAGCUGCAGAAGCAGGACGCCAACGUGGACAAGCAGAGCGUGUCCUCCAUGGAGGACCUGCUGGACCAAGAGGAGUAUGCUGACAGUGGGGACUCAUCCCUGGACAAAGCCAACUCCAAGAAGAAGGAGAAGAACAAACACCCGGAGCUGCAGGGCUACGGCAAGGAGACGGAGAAGUCCAACUCCCAGAAACGCAAGGAGAACCGCAACAACGUUUUCCUGCUCUACCCAAGGAUGCAGGGCGGAGAAAAGGUCAUGACAGAGCCAGACUGCAAACCGUACGAGGAGGACUUUGGCAAGCGCUUUGCGGUGGAUUUCCAGCGGCUCGUCUUCAAAUUAUCAGCUGCCCUGGGCAAAGACGGAGAACCCAUCGAAAGCGGAUCAGACAGAGCAGAAAACGUUGAGCCUUUCUUCACCUCCAUGUCCCUCUUUGACGUCCGGAACAACCGGAAGAUCUCCGAGGACUUCCACAUUGAUCUGAACAGCCAGGUCAUCCGGGCCCUGCUGGACAAGUACCGGGAUCUGCCCAAUGGGUCCUCGGCCACUGAGCCAGGCGCGGAGCGGAGGCAAAUGAGCACCUUGCCCAACAUCGACGGGCUGGACGAGAACUGGCUGAAGUACCCACAAAAGGCGAUCUUCUCUGUCAAGGAACCGCACCCGGAAAUCUACCUUGUCAUCAGAAUAGAGAAGGUACUGCAAGGAGGCAUUACGCAGUGCACGGAGCCGUACGUUAAGACUGGUGAUGUCCUGAAGUCGUGUCAGAAAGUGAUGAAGCAGGCGAAGAUGUUCUGCAGCAGGAUGGGCCAGUACAGGAUGCCGUUUGCCUGGACAGCGAGGCGUGUCUUCAACGACUACAGUGAGCUGGACCUGACCGGCGAGUUCUUCCCCAUCUACCGGCAGGAGAGCAGCAAGCUGAGCAACGAGGACCUGCUCAAGCAGUUGCAAGACGUCCACAAGAACCCGGAGAAGCUCUCCAAGCUGACAGAGAUCCCCGGCUACCUCAAGGCCACCGUCGAGCCACUGACCAGGAUGCUGUCCAAUUGCCUAACCUCGUCCUUGAUACCCGCGAUGCCGUGGCCCGAUCCUCCGAUAGUCCCGCCCACUUUGGAGGUGGAGGAGUUCCUCCCGGAGAAGGGCGCCCUCUCGCAGCCCUUCACGACAUACACCAACAACCUCUACGUCUAUCCCGUGCAACUCAAGUACGACAGUCAGAAGACUUUCACCAAGGCGAGGAACAUCGCACUGUGCGUGGAAUUCCGCGACUCGGACGAUGAGGGCGCUCAACCUUUGAAGGCCAUCUACGGCCGACCGGGAGGUCCCAUCUUUGUCACCUCGGGGAGUGCAGCCGUCCUCCACCAUCACCAAGUACCGGACUUCUAUGAAGAGAUCAAGAUCGCCCUGCCCACUCAGUUGCACGACAAACAUCACCUGCUGUUCCGGUUCUACCACGUCAGCUGUGAGGUUGGCAAGGGCACCGUCAAAAAGAGGGACACGGUCGACUCGUUCGUGGAGCCCUUAGAAGUUGGCUAUGCUUGGAUUCCUCUUCUAGAUGGUGGAAAACCCAACUGGGGCGACCUCUCGGUGUGUGUCUCCUCCAACCUUCCUGGAAACUACCUGGGCACUAAAGGCGCGACGAAGCCUGAACUGAAGCUUGUGGACGGAGGGAAACAACUUCUAAAAGUCCAUAUCAGAUUAGCGUCGACUAUCUACACGACGGCACAACAUCUUCACAACUUCUUUGUUUCGUGUGAGGCAUGGGAGGGCAAGAGCCCGGGCGCUUUGCAAGUGAUUCAAUACAUCAAGGCCAUGCAUGCUGUGGAUACGGAUUCCUUGAUCAAGUUCCUGCCCGUCAUAUUAAACCAACUUUUCCGCAUCCUGCCGAUGGCUGUGAUGGACGAAGUGCAGCUCAACGUUGUCAGGCUAAUCAUCUUCAUCGUGUCUCAAGUCCACAAAGAUGGGCGAGAAGAUGUUCUUCACUCCUACGUCAAGUACGUGUUUGAGACGGAGAAGGAAACGGCGCUGCAGAAGACGGUCCACGAGGAGCUGGUUAAGAACCUGGCCAUGUCGCUGAGACCCAGCACCGACCAGCAGGUCAUCAAGAACCUCAUGAAGCACAUGUGGUUCUUCUUCAACAUCAUCAUCAAGAGCAUGGCGCAGCACCUGAUCCAGGGUGACGGCCUGAAGCAGGCCCGCAUCAAGCGCUUCUCCACCAACUUUGAGACGGGCCUGCGCAACCUGGUGCAGGUCCUCAUGCCGCACAUCCUGCAGAAGCAGGACGUCCGGCAGCGGCAGGACGCCAAGGAUGCCAACUUCCACCUGGCUAACUUCAUCAAGCGUUGCUUCACUUACAUGGAUCGAGGGUUUGUCUUCCGUCUCAUCAACUGCUACAUGGGAUUCUUUAGCUCUGACGAUGCUAAGCCCGUGUUUGAGAUGAAGUUUGAGAUGAUCCGUGUGGUCUGCAGCUACGAGCAUUACAUUGCCCUGAACCUCCCUUUGCAGAAGAAAGGCCAACAGCAAGGGAAAAACUUUAAAAGCACCAGUGGCUCGGCCGUUGCAAGCGCCUACAUGGGGAAUUUGCGGAAAUAUGUUCAAAUCCGCCCUGCCAAAGAACAGUACAAAGAUCUCCACUACGAUUAUCAGCUGACAGAGGAGUACUGCCAGCAGCACUUCUUGACCGGUCUCCUGCUGAGAGAAGUGGGCUCUGCCCUGCACGACGUCACCGAGGUGCGGCAGAACGGAAUCCGCGUCCUGAGGAACCUCCUGGCCAAGCACAGCUUUGACAACCGAUACUCUUCGAAGCAAUACCAAGCCCGCAUUGCAGCCCUCUACCUCCCCCUCAUCUCCAUCAUCCUGGAGAAUGCCCCCCGCCUAGCCCGGGAGGCACCACCCACCCCGGGCUCUGCCUCCGUCAACGGCGAGAACCUCUUCGACAUGUCGUCCUUGUCCACCAGCUCUCUCCUGACGGACUCGCCGGUGAUUGACCGCCACAACAGCGUGUCCACGGCUGCCUCCAAGACCAAGUCUCUCCAGAGGGACUCGGCCGUGCUCGACAUGAUCGCUGGAAGAGCCCAUUCCUUCAGUGUGGGAACGUCCGGCAUCAAGACCAUGGGAGUGCGGCAUUCCACGUCGAUUCCUGCCUUACCCAAUCAGCACGUCCGACGGAUGAGUGCCGGAGGUUUGUCGGAGAUUUCGUCGGGGUCCACUAGGUCAAUCAGUGAAGUCAGCCGGUCGGAUCGGGGCAGCUCGAAAUCCGACCGCAGCAGCACGCGCUCCGACCGCAGCAGCUUGCGGGCCAAUCGUCUGUCCUGGAUGGGCAUGUCAGACACUCUCCGCAGCCUUCAUCUAACCUUACCUGGCCUCUCCUCCUCCCAAACCCACUUGUCCCCGGUCUCCUCCUCACCGGGGGACGCGAGCCCGCGCCGUUUCCGCAAGCAGAACCCCCUGAGCCAGGUCGGGAAGGGGGACCACGGCUCGCCCGCCACCUCUCUGGAAGGUACACCCUUGAUAUCCACCCCUCGUCCCCUGGAGCAAGUCGAGCGGACGGGCUCCAGUGGCUCGCUUAGCAGUAGUGGUAGCGGCUUUCCGUUUGCGUCCGCGGCCAAUGGCGGAGGGCCGGGGAGCGCCCCCUCAUCCGCCCACACCUCUGUGCUUUCAGACUCUUCGGAGAGGAGCGAGUCGCAGUCCACCCUCAUGGGGGGCACCGCCGCGCCGGGCGCCGGGAAGGGGCACCAGCGGAGUAAGUCUACCAUCAUGUACGACAAGCUGAUGGAGCACGAGAUCAAGGACCUGCUAGUGUGCUUGCUGUUCAUCGUCAAGAACGUCAACGAAGAGGUGCUUCUGGGCUGGUGGAGUAAGGCAGGUGAAGACGACCACAUCAAACUCUUUGAUGUCUUAGAAAUGUGUUUGUAUCAGUUCCAGUACAAGGGCAAGAAGCACAUCAUAGCGGCAAGAUUGCGGGAAAAACCAACCAGCCACGUGGAGGAAAAGAGCAAGACGCUACCAGCCGCCAGAGCCAGAGCAGUGCAGACGAGAUCACUGCAUGGAGAGCUGCCAGUAGUUACUGCGAUGGCAGAGGCUGAGGGUGGACCCAGGGUGCUUCAAGAGGCCAAUCUAGGUGCUGAGGUGGGGUUGAUUGUUCUGGAUGUCCUGGGCACGUACUGCACACACUUCAAGCCCAACCUGGACAUGGAUGAUGGCGAUAACCCUUUGAUGCGGAAGGUCAUGGACAUCUUCCUGUCCUUCAUCAAGAUUGGUCAAUCGGAGACCCUGUCUAGGCAUGUCUUUGCUUCCCUCCGCUCCCUCGUUCACAAGUUCCCGGUUGCCCUCUUCAAGGGAAGUGCCCAGCUGUGUGGAGACCUCUGUCUUUCAACUCUGAAGUGUCUCAACUCCAAGCUUCCAUCCCUGCGGAGUGAGGCCUGUGCUCUGCUCUACCUGAUCAUGAAAGAGAACUAUGAAUUCACCACCCGGAAGGAUUUUGUCAGAGUUCAUCUACAGGUUGUAAUUUCUGUCUCUAAGCUGAUCGGCGACGCCAACAGCGUACGGUUCCAGGAGUCGCUAGCCAUGAUCAACAACUAUGCAGUCAGCGACAAGUCCAUGUCUAUGACCCAGUUUCCGUCCCACGUCAAAGACCUGACCAAAAAGAUACGUACAGUGCUGAUGGCCACAGCCCAAAUGAAGGAGCAUGAGAAGGACCCUGAGAUGCUGGUGGACCUUCAGGACUCACUGGCCAAGAGCUAUGCCAGCACGCCAGAGCUGCGCCGUACCUGGUUGGAGAGCAUGGCCGUCAUCCACAUCAAUCAUGGCAACUACUCCGAGGCGGCUCACUGUAACAUCCACAUAGCAGCGUUGAUCGCCGAGUACCUGAAGAGGAAAGGGAUCUACCCGGCCGGCUGCCAGGCCUUCCGAGACAUCUCCCCUAACAUCGAGAACGAAGAGAGGGGAAUGAAGGAAGACAUUGGACUGGAAGAUGUACAGUACUCUGAGCAAACGUUGCUUGAGCAGCUGGAACGAUGUGCCGAGGCCCUGCAGAAAGCUGAACGCUACGAGUCCAUGGGGGCGCUCUACAAACUGAUCAUUCCAUUCUACGAGAAGCAAAGGGAUUUCCAUCGCCUUGCUAUGGCAUAUGGCAAGCUAUGCGAAGCCUACAAGUCCGUCAUGAAAGUCACCAGCUCUGGCCGGAGACUGCUGGGCCAGUAUUUCCGAGUGGCCUUCUUCGGUCAGCAUUUUGAAGAGGAUGACGGGAAGGAAUUCAUCUACAAGGAACCCAAGGUGACCACGCUGGCCUCCGUCUGCGAAAGACUCCUCAACCUGUACACCGAGAAGUUUGGCAAGGAGAAUGUCAAGCUCAUCAGGGAUUCCUCCAAGGUGAAUCCAGAUGACUUGGACCCCAAGAUCGCCUACAUCCAGCUGACGUUUGUCAAGCCCUACUUUGAUGACCACGAUCUCCAGGAGAGACAGACGGCGUACGAGCGCAACAAUAACAUCCGACGCUUUGUCUACGAGACGCCGUACACUGAAGGGGGCAAGGCGCGGGGAGCCGUGGAGGAGCAGUGUAAACUCAAAACAAUCGUGACAACCUCUCACGCCUUCCCCUACGUCAAGAAGCGCAUCCAGGUGGUGUACCAGAUGCACAAAAAGCUGAAUCCCAUCCAGGUUGCCAUCGACGAGGUCAAGGCCAAGGUGCAGGAGUUCCACGACGCCUUGAUGACGGACACCGUAGACAUGAAACGGGUGCAGCUGCUGCUGCAGGGAUCCGUCAGCACACAGGUGAAUGCCGGACCCCAGGCCUAUGCCAUAGCUUUUCUCGGCAAGGGCAAGGAGGAGAAAUGGGAAGGCCAGGAUGUGUGGGAACUCAAGAAACAUUUCAGGGAAUUCAUGGAGCUGUGUGGUCGGGCGUUGGAAACCAAUGCCCGCUUGAUCAAGGAGGACCAGCACGAGUACCACGAGGACCUGGUGCAGAAGUACCGGGCCAUGAGCAACCUGCUGGCAGAGUUACUACAGGACCAGAUCCGAGAGCAGGAGACGCCGGGUCGACGGGUGUCGGGGCAUUUCUUCAACGCCAUCAGCGGGCUAUGAACCCCGGCCGGCCCACUCCUAUGCACAGUGCUCUACCGUAGCCCCAGAGCUCUACGCAGCUACUCUACGCGGGGACUGCCAGCAAUGAACUUUGACCUUGAUUAAUUUUCCGUCAGGCGACCAGUGUGGAUUCAUCCAGCGGGACCUAUCAAUUGUUUGUAUUUGUGUGAUAAAUAAGUUGGUAAUGUUAUCAAAGAUGUUAACGACGGCAUAUGCUUGGCUUACCCAGUGAGGUGUAUAAUCAAAGUGUUGCAAAAAAUUAGCCUAAAUUUCCAUAUGUUUAUUUUUCAUAAUGCAAAUAUUUAAAAAUGAAGAAAACCUUGCCUAAUUUAAGAACCUAAUGUUUGCUGUGGCUUCCUCGGUUUUUAUCACAGAUAUGCAUAAGUCACUGAAUUAGUUUUAACUGUGUUGUAGUGUUUCCAGUGCUAAUUUUGUGUAUACACAGUAGAAGAAAGAGGAGUUUAUUUAUGAAACAAAGUGUGUUCUUGACUUGAACUGAUGAACCUUGCAUUAGAGGCCAGUGUUGAUGACAUCCUUGUUUCCAUGGAAACCGAUGGUUGUUUCCAUGGAGACAGUUAGCAAGGCUUUUGAAAUUUUGCUACUAUUGCAAAGUGUUUGACAUUGGAUUCUGUCGCUUAAUAAACUUUUCUGGAACCAUUUUUGACCUUGAACGCUUAUGCAAAACAAAGCGAUGGAUGUGGUGUAGUGAAUUAACAUAGGGCCAAAAUAUCGUAGUCAGUUCACCAUCCCCUGUCUAGAGUAAACAUAGUGUCCGAUAAUUACACGACUGCCAAUAUAAGCUGACUGAGCCUAGAAAUCUUGAAAUUUAUCAACCCUGCCGCCGCGAAACACCCUCAAAGUCUCAAGUUAGAAAUAAUUUUCUUGUUGAGACAUGAUAUUAUCGGCCUGUGAUUACAAAUGUAACGUGCCAAAUUGUGUAGUAUAAACAAUUACAUUAGCCUUUUGCGUUGAUAUUUGCCACUCUGUGAAUCUUAUUCCAAUCUUGGGCUGCUUGCCAAGACGACAGUCGCAGACGGGCGCACACACAAAAUUGCCAAAUGUUCUCAUUUUCAUCAUCUUUUCUCUUUUGCUGACGCGCGAGAUGUAAAUUGUAAACCAUUUUGCAAAUGUUUAUAAAAACAUCCUUUUCAUAUCUCAACAACUUGUCAAGAAAGGCUUAUGUACCAUAUUGGUAAAGGAGUGGAACAUUUUUAGUUAGUGUAAAUAUUUGUUUUUAUGAUGUGUACCAUUUUAAAGUAGAUAUUUGUAAAAGUGAAAGUUGCUGAAGAGAGAUGAUUGCACUUCUUGAGGAAUUCAACAAAACUAGUUUUAAAAGCAGAAACAUGUAGAAAAUGCAUUGAAACCCCCAAAUACGAAAAUCCCAGGCUUGAAAUGAUUCUAUUCAUAGGCAUCUACUACUUAACACUUGUGAUUAUACGUACGUCCUUUUUUGUGAGCUUUGAAGGUAAAAAUUCCAUUCGGACGUUCAAAUAUGCAAAUUGGAAAUGGUGCAGAAAGCAUGGGCUCAACCAUUUUUAAAAGAGAAAAAUUACCCUCUUUAGUGCAUCCCCUUUUUGUGGUUUCUUGCACUUAAAAAAAAUCAGUACGAUGAAAUCUGAAAGUGCGUUCUUACAGACAGUAAAAUUUCCAUACAUUAUUGCACAGAUAAAUGCCAAAGUGCAGAAGUUAAAAAUAUCCGUUAUGAGUUCCCUCAUGAGUGCUUCGUGUAAAUCAGUGCGUAGUUCUCUGUAUAGACCCAUUUCUCUGUCAGCCUACAGAGAAUAUGAUCCUUGUUAUGAAAAUGUCUUUCUUUUACCUGAUUAUUUUAAGCAGUGCAUAUAUUGACUGCUUUGUGUGUUUCAGCUUUCCUUUGGUGUCAGAGUUUCCUGUCAGCAAGUCAUCAAUCUAUUUGUUUAAUCAGUUAUUUAGUCUCAUGUUGCCAGCCCUUCUGGUUUCCUUCCUUUAUGGGGGAUUUGGUGUAUUUCUUCUCCACAUUUCUUUUCCUAGUAACUUUUUCACAAGUUUUUUUAGGUCUCAGUAAUAAGAUUUGGCAGGUACACAAAUCAAGUAGUGAUUGUUAUGGUUGAGCAGGAAAGUUGUAGAGUAUCAGCUUGCAUUUCAUGCAUGAGCAGUCCAUCUCCACGUCACCCAAACAGUCUAAAACUUUUCUCAUUUACCACCCCUCUCCAAAAAAAAAUUGGAAACGUCUGAGAAAAAUGACGCAGCUGACAAAACAAUUCCACUUUUGGACCCUUAUCCUGUCCAGACUUACAAGCAGGGAUAAGCAGUGACAUUUUAGAAGCUGUAACCAGUUGCCCGAGUGCUUACUUUUCCAUUUUGUUGCGUGUCUUUCAACCUGAAACAGCUCCGUAUGCGACUCACCGAAAUGCUUGAAAGUUUGCACCCAAGUGUGAGUUAGCUCUGUAGUUAUUGAAUGCAGCUCUGUGAUGUAAAAAACAGCAAGUCUGGGUUGUCCAUGUACAUGACAAGAGUGUUGCUCUCAAUUGGAAAGCUUGUGAAGAUUUGACAAGGAAUCCUGAGGAAAGGGAAAUGAGCAAAAUUGUUUUGGGAGUUUGACUGCAUUAGACCAAGAGUUCUAGACCUAAUCAUUUUGAGGAAUGUGCUCUGCUACUUGUACUUGUCUAUAGAUCAAAACAUAACUUUUCUUUGGGGGGGUGGGUGCAAAUGGAUUGCAAUUCCGUAAGCUUCAGUAGAAAACAGUUUGCAGUUGUCCGCAACUUAUGAAGUGUCAAAUAUGUUUGUUGGUUUUGCAGCAAAUGCUCAACUUUUUUUAGUUUAAAAUUAAUCCAUCACCAACCAUUCACCUGUUGCUUUUCAGUGAGAAAUUAUUUAACUGAUUAAAGAAAUUUUAUUUUGUAUAUUUUUCCUUGAAUUAAUCCGUAAUAAACGUAUCUUAUUUCAGCCUUGUUUUUUAAACUGUCCUUUAAUGAAUAUUCAUUUAUAUUCAAAUUGUUAGAUUGAAGAGGUCAUAGGGUAUUGUGGGGAAAGUUUUAUUGCGAAAUAUCAGUCUUAGGUUUAAGUAUAACAUCCAAGAAUAUUUCCAGCAAGAACUGGUGGCCUAGUGGUCUAGGAUGCUGGGGCUGGAAUCCUAGAUCCUGGGUUCCAGCCCCGGUGGUGCCGGCGGGGAAAUGCUUUUUACCUUCAUUUGCUUUUAAUUUAGGAAAAAGAGAAAAAAUAGUAGCCCAGAGUAGGAUUUGAACCUGGGACCACUUGAUUGGGAAUCCUACACCCAACCCUCUGAGCCGUGGCUCUUUCUUGUAAAAAUGUUCUCGGAUGUUAUAUUUAAACCUUAGGAUUGCGUAAUGCCAUGUAGAAAGAGAUUUGGAGUCUGGAAGGGUAGAUGGCUUGGAGUUUGGAGGGCUGAGCCACCUCCCAAGACCAAGCCCUCUCUUCUCUGGAGAUUUUAAAGAGUUGCAAGGGGGCCCCUUUGGUUCAGGCUAGGCUGUGGGCUAGCCUCAGCCACAGAUGAGGGAAGCGGAUGGUUUUGUCCAAGGCAUUUGUUGGUAGAUUGAAGGUGUCGGCCACUUUAUAUUCACAUACAUGUACGCAUGGAAACUAGCUGUUUGUCUUUCUUUGCAAGCAAUAUAAUUGAUAGGCUUUCAAUUAUAAAGGUUUUUAUCGUGCUCUAAAAGUUGUAAACUAUAAGGUAAAUUUAAGGAAGGUUUUGUGUCUUUUGGCAGGUUUUUUAAAAAAAGUACGCAAGCUAACAAGACCGACUAGAAGAUAACGGCAUACACAAAGCACUUGAAUUUGCUGUCUAUUUGCUCUUUAUUGGGAAAAAGCAUAGAAAUACUUGGCAUCCAUGGCUUUCAAUAAUACUUGUUCUUCAGACUUUUUGAUUAUGAAAAGCUCGUAAAGGUUGCUUUAUAAAAAGUAGAUUUUUAGGUAAAGGUUUUAUACAAAUACCAUGUAAUUGGAUGUACAGGGAAAGUGUGUUGCGUUGCCAUGAACGAAUGAUUACAGAUGUAUAUUAGUAAAAUGUACAAAUUACGACCAAGUAUUUAUGAUCUCGUAAGACAAUUGUUAAUGCAGGUUCACAUACUUAUUUUACAGGGAAAUUUUUGAAAGAAAAAUUGUAUUCCCUGUGAGUCAAGGUACCAGACUGUUCUACUAUUUGACCAUAACUUCAUUCGCCACAAUAAUUGUACAGUUUCUAAGUUCCGCGUGAGUUUACCGACUCAAAAUAGUAUGGUACCCAUAAUGCCAUGGUGAGCUUCAUACAGGCUCUGUCUGAAUAGAUCUUGUGUCUGGAGCAGAGUCUGGGUCUUUGCCAGUUGCAAAUACGGGAAUACAAGCCGACAGUGGAUGAAGCAGUGGCUCUAAAAGUCCAUUUCAGACAGAGCCCAACAAUCUUUUUGUGAACGGUGUGACGGAUGACCGCCAAACUUUUACCAUGAUAGAGGCACUUGUUUCUGUAUGCUGACUGUACAGCACCUGAGCUUAUUGCCGGGUACCGGGCAGUGAAGCCACCGUGCCCAACUUUCUGGUUUUCUGGUAAAACCUGCGAUAAUGCCCAACAUAAAACUCACUGCUCACAGGGUAGCAUGCAUCAGGUACAAAGGAAAUCUGGCAUGCGGAUUCACAUGUUCUUAGGUGACUCUAAGGGUCUGUUUGUUUCACACGGAUCUAGAUCAUGACCAGUGGUCCCAAUGCUGAUUUGCACCAUCCAUUGGGUGACUUUUGGUGUCUGUAAACCAGCGAUGGAUAACUGAUUGUGAGCCAAAUGCGUGUGAAACACAAACACGGCCUGAGAUAGCACCUUACGUUGGUUCGCCCAUUCUCUCAGCAUGCUGGCCAGUCAGUGUUACAGAGAUCAGUGUUCGGAGUGACCAAUCAGUGUCAAAGGCAGUCUUACUGACCCCGUACACAACUUUGUCAAAUAAAUUUCGGCAACUCACAAAACAAAUGGUGAAGCUUGGAAGUAAACGAUGAAAUACUUAAUCAGUGACAAAAACAUGGUACCCAGUAAUUGUAAUUCAGUGACCUGAGCAAAGGUUCGUACAUACAUGUAGGUAAAUAAAGCAGUCUAAAUUCAGGCUGUCUGUGUAUGUAGGUAGAUGUUUUCCUGAAAUGCAGCCUUUCCGUGUGUGGCAAAAAAGCUUGCUAAGUGUGUACUGUUACACACUUAGCACCGAAAAGUUCUCAAGACCAAGUUCAAGCAAACUGUUUUCCUGCAUUAUCACAAAUUUCCGAGUUGAUCCCAGAAGCAAGCCUUCAAUGCUGACUCUGUUCACACUAUCAGUCUGGGGUUUGACUCCCCCAUGGGGCUCAUAAAUCAAAUGAAAGUCAAUACCAGUUUAGACCAGGGUUGAAAAUCUUGAUCUGGAUCAAGAUUCAUACAUAGAUGUGUAACCUGAUUAACAGUAAAGCCAACCUGUUAAAACUUGGGUCUGCUUGAAAAUGAGUUCCAUUCAAUCUAAGAGGGCUUUUCUUGGGAACCUCUUAAAAUGAUCUUGAACACCGUUCUACUGUAGUAGUUGUCUUAGAUUUCAGAACAGGCAAGAAAGGUCAUUACUGGCCAUGCCCAACAGUUCCACUAUAUCAAUACAUACACAACUUUAAAGAGUUGUACAUACAUCUAAGAUUUACAUAGAUUGAUGUGUCUCUAAAUCACCCGCAAGGUACUACGGUAAAUGUGUCAAUCUUUGAAAUGGUCGUACUGCAAGUGAAUUCAAGGACUCAAUCUUUUUUCAUUGCAUAAUGCGAUUUGUGAUCAUUUUACCCUUUUUCAUUGUGUGUUUCAGGAUCUUUUUGAGUAGGUGUGAUUGAGACAUUUACCAUACUUUACACCUGUACAGUAACAUUGAAUAAACCUUUUAGAAUGAAAAAUAUACUAGCUUGUACAUGUACACAAAUAAAAACUUUGUAUUUUUAAAGUGAAUAAAAGACCAGAGUAAAUGUGUCCACUUCAUCACAAAUCAGUGAAUCAAACUGAGGUGAAUUGCAUCCUAAAAAAUGUGAGUAUUAAUUAUUGAUCAUGUAACCUGUUAAUAAAAUGCUACCAAUAAGCAAUACUUUGAAUGUAA